Messenger RNA from Centropristis striata (black sea bass), 10125 nucleotides. RefSeq names its product cugbp, Elav-like family member 2 (gene celf2). Lineage: Eukaryota; Metazoa; Chordata; Actinopteri; Perciformes; Serranidae. The coding region runs from base 494 to 2203 and encodes 569 amino acids. Gene Ontology annotation, molecular function: mRNA 3'-UTR binding. Gene Ontology annotation, cellular component: ribonucleoprotein complex; cytoplasm; nucleus. The record is from RefSeq and is a predicted model, not a curated record. The transcript is spliced from 14 exons. Gene Ontology annotation, biological process: regulation of alternative mRNA splicing, via spliceosome; mRNA splice site recognition.
AAUGACAAAACAAGACGCAGACAUGGACACUUUUUGCAGUGUGCAGAUUCUCCAGCUCUAAAAAAAAAAAAAAGGUGUGUAAACUCUAUUCCCCCCGGUGCAUUAAAGAAAAGAAAAAAAAGAUGGUUAAAUGAGUUUCCUAGGUGGGGUUUACCCUCCUCUACUGUACAUCUCUGCAGCAGCAGCAGCAGCAGCCUGUCUGUCUGUGAAACAGGGACCGGAGGAGGCUCGGAGACGCGUCUGCACAGCGCAGGCUUGGAGCGGGAGGGGGCGGAGGGAGAGAGAGAGAGAGCGAGAGAGAGAGAGAGAGCAAGAGAGAGAGAGAGAGAGAGAUCUGUGACAGCGCUCAUCACCCACUGAACAACCAGGACGGGUUGCAUCCGAGCAAUCGCUGCCAUUCGCAGACGGAGUUUACAGCCUUUGCGCCGCUUUUUCUUUCGAUCUUUUUCUGCCGCACCCCCUCCCUCUCCCGGUGCUGCCCAGCCAGUCGACCAUGGUUUCUAUAAUUUCAGACCUGGACCCUCUGAAAAGCUGGAACGUGUUAAGGCAGGACGCCAGCGACCUCUCCGGACCGAUACAAAGUAACGGCACGGCCGGGAAGAUGAACGGGGCGCUGGAGCACUCGGACCAGCCAGACCCGGACGCCAUCAAGAUGUUUGUGGGCCAGAUCCCGCGCUCCUGGUCAGAGAAGGAGCUGAAGGAGCUGUUUGAGCCGUACGGAGCCGUCUACCAGAUCAACAUCCUCCGAGACCGCAGCCAGAACCCUCCACAGAGCAAAGGCUGCUGUUUUGUCACGUUUUACACAAGGAAAGCUGCCCUUGAAGCCCAGAAUGCACUGCAUAACAUAAAGACCUUAACAGGGAUGCACCACCCAAUUCAGAUGAAACCUGCAGACAGUGAGAAAUCUAAUGCCGUGGAAGACAGGAAGUUGUUCAUCGGCAUGGUGUCGAAGAAGUGCAACGAGAACGACAUCCGGGUCAUGUUCUCUGCGUUCGGACAGAUCGAGGAGUGCCGGAUCCUCCGGGGGCCCGACGGACUGAGCAGAGGUGUGUGUCGCUCCGACUCACUUCCAUCCACACGAUGUGCGUUUGUCACGUUUUCCACCAGAGCUAUGGCACAGAAUGCAAUCAAAGCCAUGCACCAGUCUCAGACUAUGGAGGGCUGCUCGUCUCCCAUCGUGGUGAAGUUCGCCGACACGCAGAAGGACAAGGAGCAGCGGCGUCUGCAGCAGCAGCUGGCGCAGCAGAUGCAGCAGCUGAACAGUGCGACCACCUGGGGGAGCCUGACGGGUCUGGGGGGCCUCACCCCGCAGUAUCUGGCUGUAAGGAGAGCCGCCGCGUCACCCACCAUCACCUCCUCCUCCUCCUCCAUCCCUUACUGCAGCCCCAUGGCCAACGCCGCCGCAUUGCUCCAGCAGGCGACCUCCUCCAGUAACCUAGGAGCCUUCAGCGGGAUCCAGCAGAUGGCCGGUAUGAGUGCUCUGCAGUUGCAGAACCUGGCCACUUUAGCAGCGGCGGCGGCGGCGGCCCAAAACUCAGCCAGUCCCUCCACCGCAAACCCCCUGUCCACCAACGCCGCCUCCCUGGGAGCGUUGGCCAGCCCAGCGGCGGGCACCACAGCCAGCUCAAACGCCGGCGCCAUGAACUCUCUGACCUCUCUGGGCACCCUGCAGGGCCUGGCAGGCGCCACUGUGGGCCUGAACAACAUUAAUGCACUAGCAGGUAGCGUCAACAUUGCUCAAAUGCUCUCAGGUAUGGCGGCUCUAAACGGAGGCCUGGGCGGCGCGGGGCUUACCAACGGGACGGCGGGCACCAUGGACGCGCUGACGCAGGCUUACUCAGGGAUCCAGCAGUACGCCGCCGCAGCGCUGCCCACCCUCUACAGCCAGUCCCUGCUGCAGCAGCAAGGGGCCGCCGGCAGCCAGAAAGAGGGUCCCGAAGGUGCCAACCUGUUCAUCUACCACCUGCCCCAGGAGUUUGGAGACCAGGACAUACUGCAGAUGUUCAUGCCUUUCGGAAACGUGGUCUCUGCCAAAGUCUUCAUCGACAAACAGACAAACCUUAGCAAGUGCUUCGGCUUCGUCAGCUACGACAAUCCAGUGUCGGCACAGGCAGCCAUCCAGGCCAUGAACGGCUUCCAGAUCGGCAUGAAGCGGCUGAAGGUGCAGCUGAAGCGCUCCAAGAACGACAGCAAACCGUACUGAUCUUAGCACUAGGGUCUAUCUGCUCCCCAUGUUAGCACUGCUAGGGUAAGUCCCCCCACGACAAGGUGAAAAUGAACAAAAAAAAACAACAAAAAAAAAACAGCAAACCGAGCCACGACCUCUCUACACAGGGACUGGGGGGGGUGGGGGUGGGGGGGUUGAAGGGGGGGAGGGAGGGAGGGGGGGGGAUGUGGGAGGGAGGGGGAGACGACCUACAACCACCCUGAGGGAGACACACACGCCUUGUUUUUUUGUUUUUUUUUCUUGUUUUUCUUGCUUUUUUGAAGAUUUUUAUGUUAGCUUUCAAGUAUUAUUAUUUAUUACAAUUAUUUCUUUUUUGACACACAUGAACGCUUCCAUUACCGCCAUUACUUUGUGCAAUUUUUUUUCUUUCUUUCUUUCUAUUUUUUUUUUUUUUUUUUUACAAUGGAAGGAAGUAGCUAUCUUGGGUAGCUUUUUUAAAACAAUUCUUUUUUUAUUUCUCAGUGAUUAUUUAUACAUUUUUGAGGACUAGUUACAGUCAGAACCGAGGUAAAGACAAAAGGAGCCAUGAUGAUUUUUAAACAUUUUUUUUCCUCUCUCUCUCUCUCGUUGUGAACCUGAGGCCUGGCGAAGGGUUCAUUUUUUUUGACGCGCACGCCGAUAUGCACAUUUCGACCUUUGACCUCCGCGGUGUUGGUUGCAGGCCGCCGCUGCUUCUCCGAAACCCCUCUAUGCCUGCUGGCAACCCGGGAGCAAAGGCUGCAAAACGUUAGUGGCCUCUUUAUAUUAUAGUCAGUGGCGACGUCAGCCAGUUUCACUCCACCACCACCACAAGAAGAAGAAAAAAACAAAACACACACUCCAGCUACGUCUUAUUAUUUAUGUGAAAAUAAAAUAAAACAGUUUUUUAUUUCUCAGAAGGUGAAAAAAAUAAAUUAGUAACUACUUUUCUGGGUCAGAUCACAUUGGUCUUUGUUGUUGAAAGGGAUAUUACAGCAUGUAGAACAUUUAAAAAAAAGAAGAAAAUCCAGAAUUUGAUGAUGAAGGCUAUAAUGAUAAUAAUUCUAAUAAUGAAAAAAAGAGUUUAUGUGUUUUAGGUGGUAAACUGAAAAUACUUGAUGUUUGUUGAGAGAUUUAAAAAAAAAAAUUCAAAGUACAGAAAGCCACAGGCCUGUAAAUUUUAUUUGUAAAAAAAGCAGUUCUAUUUUUAUACAACAUUUUUACUGCCUCAGAUGAAAAAAAAGGAUUUUAUUUAUUGCCUAUCGUUAAGUUAUUGGACUCCUAUAAAGUAUACAGCAUCAUUAAAGUAGACCCUUGUGGAGAAGUCUCGUGGAAUUGGGUUCUCCGGUGUUUUUCAUGUUUUUUCAGUGCAGAAAUCACGACACACUCCGCCGCCAUUUGAACCGCAAACCCCCCCUCCGCCCUCCCCCGUGUCAUUUAUCCACCCACACACUUCUCUGUGCUUUUCAUCCAUUCAUCCAUCCAUCCAUCCACCCAUCUCUCUCUCUUUUUGCCACUCUCUCCCUCUCUCCAUCCGUAGUGGGACUACUUCUUCACUUGUCAAAUUUCUACCUUUUUCCUCGCGUUUUUUUUUUCUACCAUUUUUUUUCCCACUUAUUUUAUUUAAUUUUUGUUAUUUCAAGUGUUUCCGUUUUUUGUUUGUUCGUAGCCCCCUUAUCCCCCCUUAAAAAAAAACCCUUUCCAAAGAUUUUUCAAAAUUAAAAAAAAAAUAAAGAAAUGAAAAGUCCGCCCUCCCCCUCCUCCCCCCCAAAAAAUAUAUGACUAUUUUCUCCCAAAUGUCAACAUCCAUCUGGGACCUGAUGGAUAAAUUUGGGUGCUCUGUGUGUGUUUUUUGUGUGUGUGUGGAUGCGUGAUUAUGUAUGUGUGUGUGUGUGUGUGUGUGUGUGUUGCCUGUUAGUUAGUAUAGACAUUAUAUAACAUUAUAUCAUUUAAAGAUUUUUAAAAAGAAUCAAAGCUAAAAUGAAAAUCAGUGAGUGGUGUUGCUGUUCUGCCGGUUUGCAUUGUUGUUUGUUUGUUGUUGUUGUUUGUUGUUGUUGUUGUUGUUGUUUCUCCUGAUUUUUACAAAACAAUGCUGUAGUGGUGUGGUGCUCUGGCUCUCUGUGUGUAACUCUCUCCUCUCCCCUGUUUUUUCUUUCCCCCUUUUAGAACAACCCAUCUCCAUGCCUGUUAGCUCAUCGUUUGCCUAGCAUGUCUCCGUGGCGUCCAAAACAAAACUUUAAACAAAACAAACAAAAAAAAAAUCCCCCAACCAAACAAAAAAAAAGUGUCAUCGUCCUCCUCCUCCUCCCCCGUCAUUGUUUUUUCUGAUGUCUUUUCCGAGCUCACCUGAUCAUAACCUGGUUCUCCUCCUCCUCCUCCGCCGCCGCCUACUGAAUUUUGAACUUUUUAGCUUUUUUGGACUUUGAUUUUUAUGAUUUUUUUUGUUUUUUUUGUUUUUUUGUUUUUUUGCAUGUGACCUCAUUUGGAUCUGUUUUCCGGGAGGGUUUCAGGGAGGGAGGGAGGGAGGUGACAAAAAGAGGGGAGGGGAGGGGGGUGGGUGUGAGAAAAUGAAUCAAUGUGAAAAAGAUAUACUAAAAAGCUGCAUUCAUAUGAAAAACUUAAAAAAGACUGAGAUUUUUAUGGAAAAACAAAUGUUUCUUUUUGGAGAUAUAAAAAAAAAAAUCAACAACCUGUGGCAAAGUGAUUUCCAUUCAGUAUGUUUUCCUUGCAUUUUUUUUGUUCCUUCUUCUUCUUCUUCUUCUUCUUUUAUGUCAGUUUUUUUUCUCUUCUUCUUCAUUUAAAGUAAACUUGAAAGUUCACUACAGGAAUUGGCGCGUCAUCUUGCUUCUGGCGCCGCCCGAAAAACUCAAAAAAAAGCGCGGAAGCCAGAAGCAGUCCGCGCCAGUUUCUCUGAAAAAUAAGACUACUUCCAAACAGUUUUGAAAUAGAAACUGUCUGAUCAAUAUUAGACUCUCUCAGAGCUCUCCAAUGGUUUUUACAUUUUUCAGGCAGUGUAAAGUUUUUUGAUAAGGCCAUUUUAAGUGGCUCUGUUUCUCAUUCAAAGUCUAUAUAUAGAACCACUUUUUUCUAGAGUAGUUUAAAGGUAAAAAUAAAAAAAGACAUUUGCCCUGUUUGGGUGGGAGAAAUGCUACCUACUUGUGUCACCUUUUGCUGAACUGACUCACAGAUAGACAAUCCGUGGUUUAAAUGCACAUGAUGAAAUGACCUAUAUUUUCUACUGUUUAAAUGUAUAGAGGAAAAAAAAAAUACUAAGAUACCUGUAACCUGCGUUAACGUCGGUACUUCUCGUGAGUUUAGUUGUGGUUUCAUCACAAGUCUAACGGUCUUAAAUGUCUCAUGUUUUUCAAGAGAAGACUAAAAAAUCAGUUUACUUGAACAAUAGACAAAGCCUUUCAUAUUACUAUAAUAGUUACUUUGUUGUUUCUUUUUCCUUUUGAUUUCUUCUUUUUUUAAGGAGUCCCUAUUUGCUAAAUUUCUUGUUGGUUAAUUAGCUAUAUAAAAUUCCUAAAAAUAUAUAUAAAUAUAAAUAUAUCUAUAUAUAUAUAAUGUCAGCUUGUGAAGCAUCAAUGUCAUUAUUAUUUUAUUUCUCUCGUGGGAAACAAUAUUUAGAUGUGUUUUGUUGUUCAGCAAAAUGUCUUAUAAAGAAAAAAAGACAAGAUCAGUGGAGUUUAGUGCCAAAUUCUGAAGGUACUUCCUGCCUAGCGCGUCAGUGUAUUUCUUGUGAAAUUAUUUGAUAACAUGGGUAUUUUAUUAUAAGUGUUUUGUAUGGAUCCCUCAUAUUUAAAAUAUAGAUUUAAAAAAGAGUUUGUUAACUUGCUAUUCUGUGGUCUUGUUGCCUGAAAAUGUCAUGUUUGCUUUUUUUCUUUGUAAAGAUGUAACAAAAAGAAAACCACACAAAAAAAAGUGCCCAUGUGUCAUAUAUAUAUCUAUAUACACGCACACACGGACACACACACACACAUUCUCGUGCAGACCUCACAGUUUACUUUCUUGUUGUGCAUGAGAGCCCCUGAGCGCGAAAAAAGCCUCCGACAGCGAGCGCCGCCGCCCCGCCAGCGUGCACGCACACACUUUAAAGAACCAGAAUCGCGCACUGAUAUUUUUAGCCAUUGUACAGCCGUUUUAUUCAUCAAAGCCUUACCACAAAUCUUUGCACUCCUGUUCUCUCUCUAUUAGUAUCUCGCACACACAGACAUCAGGCUUCGGCAUGUAUUGUUUUGAUUGUUUUUCUCGCGCGCGCUGUCCUCAAAAAAAGAGAAAAAAUUGAAGCGGGAGUCAUACGCGAAGCCUUAUUUCUCUCCAAAAUCCUCUUAUCCCUUUUGUUGGAUUCUUAAAAAAAAACAUUUCUUGAGUCGUAGCCGGCCGGCGAGGAUCAUUACUUUUUGUGUAUCACCUCAGACGAGCACGCUUCGCUUUCAUGAUGUAAGCACAGGGCAAGAGCCGCUCAUUCAUUCACAAAUGAGAAGAAAAAAAAAAGCACACACACGAGUCGGUUAGUCGGGAAAACAAAAAAAACUGAGAGAGAGGCGGGACGGUCCCGAGCCAGUUUGAUUUCUUCUCCUUUGACGUCUUUUUAAUGGUUGUAAGACUUCUCCAUACGUGGGCCAAAAUCAUGUUUAGAUGCCAAAGUGUGUUAUUGACAUUGUCACAGUCGAGCCGUUUACAUGGCACAGUGUUUAUGUGUCAGUCUAUUCAACUGCCCCGAUACCCGCCUCCCUGAAAGCCUAGUUUACGGUCUGCAAAAAAGAGAAGAAAAGAGGAAAAAAAGGCAGCAUUAUUUUCUACAGAAGCUCACCAGUCGCCUUAACCAGGGAGCGUCGUACCAGUAUUAUUCUAAGAGUAGAAGAUGUUGUCAGUCAGUCAGUGAUGUGUGCAAAAGUCCAGUGUACAGUGAGUAAAGUGUCCGGGUUUUUCUGCCAUUUUCGUCCGAGAAGGGAAAAAAGGCCUCGUCCUCCUCGCAGGAGAAAGAGGAGUUUGAAGCGUGCCGCUCGCUCUCCUCUCCGUCUCGGUUGUUGUCUCCCAGGCUAACCGGGGUUAUUAGAAACAGGGCUAUGUGGAGAGACGUCUUAUUGGAAUAGCGACAGGGGAAAUAAAGCGCUUGUUGGCUGGUAGAGGGAAGGGUCACGUCCGCAGGUCCACACAGGCAAAACAACAGCCACACAGCCGAGAUGAAGGCAACACAGCUUUCAUUAUCCUCUCAAAGACCAAACCCAAUACCAAACUUUUUAUGUGAUCUCAUGGAAAAGGGAGGGAGGCGAGCAGACUUCUUUUUUUUUUUUUUUUUUCCUAAAAUGCAGUACACACACAUGAGCAGUGCCACAAAACAGCCAUAACUACCUGUAUGUAUGAAAAGCUGGCCAAUCAGUGUUAACGGACCACUUCUCUGACCAGGUUUAUUCAUAACCGCUGCAGAAAAAUCUAUUGCACAUUUCACAUUUUAUUCGUUAAGUGUGGAGGCGAUACACGACUCCUAUACUGCCCUACAGAGCCUAACUACAGUAACUACGCAAAGGGUUAAACUGAGAAAAACUGUUUUUUAACUGGUCAUAUGACACUUAUUUCUAGGAGUAUUGAUCAUGUCAUUUUAAUGCACAAAAAUCAUGAUGAUUUAUUUGACCUCGACCCCAAAAAUUAUUCUAUUGCCCCCGCGACCCGGCCCGGGAUAUGCAGACAAGAAUGGAUGGAUGGAUAUGAUUUUAUCUCACUUUUUUUACUUAAUCACUAUCUAGAUAAUACUUUCCCUAUUAAAUAAACUGAUAAUUUCUAUUAUUCUUGUCUUCACUUUUCAACACAAUGAAGAAAUACAAGGCUGCACAGUAUCACAGUCAAAGUAGACAGUCUGCUGUGGUUGCAUGUUUAAAUUUGCAUAUAUCUAUAUAGAUACACUGUAAAAAAAAUGUUUGUAGAAAUUACAGUGAAACACUGUCAAAUUACAUCAGAAAUAGGGCGUAAAAUGAAAAGUUGUUUAUCACCGUAGUAGACACUUUUAAUUACUGUAAAUCAAAGAAUAGCACAAAACUUUUACUUUUACUGUCAUAAACAGUAGAAAACACAGUUUUACUAUAAGACUAUAAAAUUUCCAUGUAAAGUUAAUGGAGAAAUACCCUAAAAAUAACGGCAAUAUUCAGUCUAAAUUACAGUUUUUGCUGAUAUUUACAUUUAAAUUUACCGUAGAAAACGGUGAAGUUCUGGCAAUUACUUAAUUGCAAUCUAAAACUUUGUCAAUACACUGUCAAAUUGCAUCAGAAAUAGGUCGUAAAAUUAAACACUGUAGACACUUUUAAUUACCUUAAAUCAAAGAAUAGCAUAGAAAUUUGAAUUCUACCGUCAAAAACUGUAAAAAAUUCUACUGUAAAAAAAUAUAAAAUUUCCUUUCAUCCAUUCUCGUCCGCUUAUCCGAGGCCGGGUCGCGGGGGCAGCAGGCUAAGAAGGGCCCUUCUCUACUAUAAUCUACAAAAAUACUUUUUUUUUUUUUUUACAGUGUAGAUAAAACAGACAUCAAAGUACAUUUUUAACUCAAUUUCAACCAAAACUGUAGUUACUGCAGUUCGGUUUUGCAGGGCAGAAUUCUACUACUUUAUACGGCUGUCCGCGUCCCAAAUAGUACAAAAAAAACAACGUCUUUGCCAAAAUCUCACCGAGUUGCACACAGCCUGACGUUGCACAGUCUCGUGUGAAGCAUCUUGUCUUUGUUUCAAUGUCGAAGCACAAGAGGGUCGCGGAGCCGCGUUCCUGCGGAGCGUCUCGCCUCAGGGGCUGUCAGCGCCGAUGCUCGUUGUAAUCUUUCUAUCUUGUCACUGUUCACUUCUCUGUUCUCCUUCUUUCUUAAUUAUCUUAAGUGCUAUUUAUCAAACAAUGAAAUCUGAAAGGAUAAAAAAAAAAAAAAAAUUGAACUUGUCGUUUCUUUGCAUUAUGGCUUAUGUCAAAAAGUUUUUUGGAGGAAAAAAAUGUUUUGUGUGUUCUCUCUUUCCGUGCCGUAAAAGAAAAAAAAAAGAGCUUGUUGUCUGUAGAAAAUUAUCCAAAUUUGCUUUUUUUUUUCUUUCUUUUGUUUGUUUUCAAAAAAAAAGGUUUUCAGUAGUUUUCAAAGUUAUUGUCUUGAGAGAAGCCAAAGUCAAUGCAUUUCAGUGGAUCCUGUAAGCGUGAUGUAUGUUUGUUUGACAACACUUCGAAAUCUGUCACUGGAUGGGAUUUAAAAAGUACAAAAAAUGCAGGCUUUCCUAUUUCUACAACUGAUUGUACUUAUGCAUUUUGUACCAGUGGAAUUUUUUAUACUGGAGAUUAAAGGAUACAACAAAAAAAUCUUAGAAAAAAAGCUGUCUGGCCUGGUGGUGUGGCCUGACCCUGACUGGUCCCCGAGUAUGAUUUCUAGCUGGCAUCAAGAACGUUGGCUUUUGAUAUAAGAUUUUCUAGAAGAAUCUUUGGCUUUAUUUCUUUCACUUCUUUUUCCUCACUUGAGUGUUGUUCUUUCUUUCUGCCUUCCUUUUUUAUUUCCUCGUUAUUUCUUUCUUUUAUUUCCCGAAAAACAAAGAGGGUAGGUGAGUGUCAGAUCUUUUAAUUUUUUUAUUUUAUUUUAUUUUUUUUGCUUUUUUUUAAAAAUAGUUCUAGCAAGUUUGUCUAUACAACAGCGGUAAGUUUCAUUUGACUUCUGUAUUGUGCCGUCUACACGAUAAGACAAUUAUAGAAAAAGAAGGAAUAGAAAUAUUUAGUCACCUUCAGUGGAUUAAUGUAUUAGUUUAAUAAAGAGAUCAACUAAUUAGAAACUUUUUUGCUUUUAGCUGUUUAGAUUUUUCCGGUUUCUCUGUCCUUCUCUGUGAACUAACUGUGUAGCUGAAGCAGUCAGAAUUAUUUUUGUAAACGUAUGUUCUUGUGUGAUGCAGUUUUUUGCUUCUGUCUCCUAUAUUAAACCAUUUUUCCUAAUA